This is a messenger RNA of Prunus armeniaca (apricot), 192 nucleotides long. Lineage: Eukaryota; Viridiplantae; Streptophyta; Magnoliopsida; Rosales; Rosaceae. The record is from the annotation of a GenBank genome assembly.
AUGGCCAGCGCAGUGGACGCAGCAGGAGAUCCAAUCCCAACAUCGGCAGUUCUGACGGCGGCGUCGAAGCACAUUCAGUUCCAGUGCCAAGCCGAGAACGUGGCUUUUCUCAAGUGCAAGAAGAAAGAUCCGAACCCUGAGAAGUGUCUCGACAAAGGUCGCCAAGUCACUCGAUGCGUUCUUAGCCUGUAA